AUGGUGAUGGGUCGAGUUUUCCAAGGAAGCAAAUGGCUGAAAAUAGGGAUCAUGGGCAUGAUCAUGCUGGCUAGAGUAACAUCCGAGCAUGAAAUGGGGACACCAUCAGACGGGUCACUAUGCAUCAGCGAAUGCACAACAUGUCCAGUCAUUUGUUCACCGCCACCUCCGUCGCAGCUGAAGUCGUUUUCACCACCGUCACCAUCAGUUCACGACUCACCACCUGAACCUGAUUACAUCCCACCACAAUUACCUGACUCUCAAUGCUCACCACCACCAUUAGAAUCGGUAUCACUUCCAUCUCCAUCUCCACCUCCACCUCCACCACGGCCACCCUCACCCCCGCCACCACCAGCACCUUCAUCGUAUUCCUCAAAGGCUAGUCCACCACCACCUCGUUUUGAGUACUUCUACAACGCACCUAAUGGUCAAGGGCCACCUGCAAUAGUAGGACCAAUCCAGUAUCCCUAUCCUUACUACUAUGUAUCAAAGGCUUCCCCUCUUUCUUUUCAGGCAUCCUUGUCACUUGAUCCAGCAAACCAUAAUUUGGCAAUGGUAAUGGAGCUACAGAAUGGAGACAUCGCCGUUUCCCUAUCAGCGUCAGUGGCCUCCGCCAUGGCCAGUCUCCUCCCUCUCGCUUCCGUUUCUCAACAGCCUUACGUCUCCGAGCUCCUCUCCUUCACUCUCGAUCGCCUCCAUAAGGACAUAAGUUUAUUGUUCCUGAAUGAGAAAGGAACCGGAGCUUCUUCGAGUUGA
Molecule: messenger RNA, 756 nt
Organism: Gossypium raimondii (Peruvian cotton)
Lineage: Eukaryota; Viridiplantae; Streptophyta; Magnoliopsida; Malvales; Malvaceae
Product: ENHANCER OF AG-4 protein 2
Exons: 3
Coding region: 1-756 (251 amino acids)
Source: RefSeq, a predicted model, not a curated record